Chionomys nivalis (European snow vole) is the source of this 2030-nucleotide messenger RNA. RefSeq names its product thiol methyltransferase 1A (gene Tmt1a). Bases 162 to 896 code for a protein of 244 amino acids. Gene Ontology annotation, molecular function: S-adenosylmethionine-dependent methyltransferase activity. The record is from RefSeq and is a predicted model, not a curated record. Lineage: Eukaryota; Metazoa; Chordata; Mammalia; Rodentia; Cricetidae. The transcript has 2 exons.
CUCCUGGGUGGGGUGGGGAGGUUAAUCUUGGGUUUUGUUUUUCUGCUCGGCGGCGCCACCUCCCUUCCUGGUUGGCUCUGGAACGCGGCCCGGAGCCUGCGCCCUGCUCCUCCUCCAGAGGACUGCUCCGGGCUGUGGCCCUUUCUCCUCCAUUCGCCGCGAUGUCGCUCGCCAUCCUCGUCCUCCGGCUGGUUGUCGGCAUCCUGGCGUUUCCCAUGUAUCUGCUGAACCUUUUAGGCAUGUGGAACUGGAUAUGCAAAAAGUGGUUUCCCUACUUUCUGUCGCGGUUCACGGUGACAUACAACGAGCAGAUGGCGGGCAAAAAGAAGGAGCUUUUCAGCAACCUGCAGGAGUUCGCGGGCCCCUCGGGGAAGCUGUCGCUGCUGGAGGUGGGCUGCGGCACGGGGGCCAACUUUAAGUUCUAUCCCCCCGGGUGCAGGGUGACCUGUGUCGACCCUAAUCCAAGCUUCGAGAAGUUCCUGUUCAAGAGCGUCUCAGAGAACCGGCAGCUGCAGUUCGAGCGCUUUGUGGUGGCCGCUGGGGAGAACAUGAGCCAGGUGGCUGAUGGCUCCAUGGACGUGGUGGUCUGCACCCUCGUGCUAUGCUCGGUGAAGAACCAGGAGAAGAUUCUGCGCGAGGUGUGCCGAGUGCUGAGGCCGGGAGGUGCUUUCUACUUCAUGGAGCACGUGGCGGAUGAGCGGUCCACCUGGAAUUACUUCUGGCAGCAGGUUCUGGAUCCUACCUGGCUCCUUCUGUUUGAUGGAUGCAACCUAACGAGAGAGAGCUGGAAGACUCUGGAGCAGGCCAGCUUCUCGAAGCUCAAGCUGCAGCACAUCCAGGCUCCACUGUCCUGGGUUUUGGUGCGACCCCACAUCUAUGGGUACGCUGUGAAAUAGUGGGAGGGGCACAAGGCCGAAUCACUGCCAGGGCUCAAGGCUUCAGUUUAGAUGCAAACUUCCACCUGGGGGAGGCGAAGUCCACUUUAUUCUGUUUAACCAUUUCUACAUUCUCUCUCAAAACCAAAUCAACUCUGUGAGUUCGAGGCCAGCCUGGUCUACAAAGGGAGUUCCAGGACAGGAUCCAAAGCUACAGAGAAACCCUGCCUCGAAAAAACCAAAAAAACAAAAACAAAAACAAAAAAAACAAAACAAAACAAAAAAACAAACAAACAAAAAAAAACAAAUCAAAGUAGCUUUGAACCCCCUUAAAAGCCACCAAUGGUCUCUAAGCCUUUGAUAAUAAGGCAACCGACAGCUGGCAAACCAAACAAGUCAACUCCAGCUAACUGAAAAUCCAUGUCUGACUAACAGAAAAUCUUCCCCCCCAGAAAAUGAAAUCUGAACCCACUUGCUACCCUGGUGUCUCUGCUCUGGCUUUUGCUGCCCUGUCUGCUCAGGCCAGCAGUUUUCUGUCUUUUGGUUCAGUGUUUCACCAAAUCCUGCUGCACCACACGGUUUUUAUGCGUGCAACGCACCGAUGCUCCAGCGUCACCGCAGGACUGCACCCGGGCACUGGCAUUCUGGGGCUUAUUAUCCAGUACGUGUUUUGUUGAACAUAAGAGACUCUAGGCAGCGAAAGGGUGGCCCCUGCAUUAGGGAAAAUGGGCACACUGUGCGGGGGACUCUAAAUGCCACCCCUAAAUGUAGUGGGCAGGGUCUGGGGAAUUCUUCUGACCAAAUUCCCCUGGCACUGAACUGGGUGAGGUGGUGCACGCCUUUAAUCCUAGCACCUAAGAGGCAGAUUUCAGUAGAUCUCUGAGCUCUGGGCCAGCCUGGUCCACAGAGUGAGUUCUAGGACAGCCAGAGAGACACAAGAAAAUCUUGGGGGUGGGGGGGUGGAGGAAAAAGCCCUCUGGUCCUGGAAGGAAAGCACAGACAUCAUUGUGUAUGCACUGAGAAUGAGUCUGGGUGGGCCACUCGAGGGUCUCGGCUACAGUUUGUAUGUAUGUAAACAAAUAUAUUUUCUGAGACGCAGAAGUCCUAUUUUGAACAUCAAAUCAAUAAAUUCAUAUUCCUUUAAGAAAUGGAAAU